AUGGUGAGGGGGCUCGGCCCUCAACGCCGCUACUCGGCGGGCCCUUAUCCCGCCGCAGCCCGUGGCGAUGAGAAUGCGCCGCCGGAUGGAUUCAACGCCGCGCCGUUCACAUGGGGCCCCACGGGGCCCGGCGCCGUCUCCCGGCACCCCUUUCACUCCAGCGCCAUACGGCCGCCAUUGGCGUCGUCCUCGUCCAUGUACAACCGGAAACCCCAGUUGCCAGCGCCGACGCCCAAGAAGGUUUCUGGGGUUAGGACGGCAGGCAACACACCGGCGCGGCUGAGGGUGGCGAGGACUUCCCUUGAGCUGACGAAGAAGCCUUCGUUGAGCUUGGGGGCGAGGUCUGCGGAUGUGCCACCUUUCAGGGUCAAUGAGAGCAUCUCGUUCUGGGAGGGGGAGGUGAACUACAAGAAUUCUUUGUCCAAAUAUGUCCCUGUUACACCUGCAAAUCUAGAAGCCUGUUCUGAUGAAGGUUUCAUGAGGAAUGCAGAAAGUAAGUUAAGCCUGGAGCUGGAAUGGGACAUACUUAAAACCAUUCUCGUGGAAGAAUUGAAACCCCGUGCGAAAGUUGAGGACAGGACAGCUGCUUUAGGCGAUGAGCUGAAAGCAGCAAAUUCUCGUAUCCUUGAAGCUUGCAGGCAGAAAGAAGCCAUACAAGAGGAACUGAAUAACACAAGAGAAACUCUUGAAUCUAAUCUGUUUGAUUUGAUACAAGAAUCAAAUAAGCUGAAGAAGGCUAAUGACAAAAGCCUAGAGCUUCUCCUGGAGAGGGAUAUGGAAAUCCAGAGACUAAACAGUGAGCUUGAGAAAGCAAACUUCAAUAGGAAGUACCAACAAGAUCAUGUAUCUUGCAGUUCUGCUGAGCAAGAAAAGAAUGUCGCUAGGCAGGUUGAGGUUCAAACUGAGCUGAUUGCAUACUUAGCAACAGAGCAGUCAUCAAUCCAGCUGCAGCUAGAAGCCAGUAAGAAUAAUGAGUUGUUGGCCAAACAAAACCUUGGUGAAAUUGAGCUUUUAUUGGAUGAAGCCAUUGAAACGAUUGUGCAGAAGGAGAUUCUUGCACAAAACUAUGCUUCAUUGUUGGAGUCACAACAAGAGCAGUCAAAGAGUUACUAUGAAGGUAGACUUAAAGAACUGGAGAUAAGGAUGCAAGAAAUGAAUUAUCAGGUUGCUGCAUCACUUAUUUCAAGGAAUAAAGAGAUGAGGAAGACACAUGCUGAAGAGAAGAAUGAAAUAUUGAAAAAGAAUGAAGUGCUGGAGAGGUCUAUUGAGGACUUCAAGGAUACUAUGUAUUUAUUGGAAGAGGAAGCUAAGAAAUUCGAAGAAGCAGCACAGCAACAAAGAAGGCAGCGAGAAAAACUAGAAGUGGAGCUGCAUAAUCUCCGACAACAAUCGCUAGUUGCGCGAUCCUCUGGGAAAGCAGAGAGCUCCUUGAAAGAUGGAAUGGCUGAUCUAGCUGACUCAACCAGGGUCCUAAGUUAUAGAAAUAAUGAGCUGCUGUGUUCAGAAGAGAGUCGGAGAAUAUGUCGAAAGGAGGUUUCUGAUAAGGAAUCAGUGGUGGCUGAGCAGUUAGAGGGGGAGAUGUCGCAGCCGCAUUUAUCACAUGAGGAAUACCAGCCAGAGAGCUCACAGUUUGAGCACCGCAGCCCAACUGAGCAGCCUGAGUUUUACAGUAAUGGCGCAGACAGUGAUCAUGCACCCUCAGAGUCUGAGUCAGGGGAGCAAGUGCCACCUCAAGCCUUAAAGCCAAUAAUAGAGGUUGUGGAGGAGAAGGAGUUGCCUCCAGUUGCUCCAGUGCAGGACCGAAAGCCCUUUAACUAUGCUCUGGCUCCUUCUGAUGAGCUUAAGAGGCUCAGAAGUAUUAACCACUAUGAGGGGCAGAGGACAGCGACAGACAGGAGAUUCUGGUCCAUUGAGCAGCAGGACUUGUACACCUCCAUGUAUGAGAAUGCUAAGAUAUUUGAAAUGAAGUGGAUUGACUGGGAGCAUAUUCGUAGCAUAAAUCAGUUUGCUGGUAUCAGGGAGCGAUGUGCCUUUCUGGGGCUUGAGCAGAUCAUGAGUUAUCCCUGUGCUUGGGACGCUGAACUAAUUAGACAAUUUUACUCUACGGUUCAUAUCAGCACGGACAAGAGCUCCAUAACUUGGAUGGCAAAUGGCACAAAGAUCACUACCAACAAGAGAGCAUGGGAGGAAAUGUUUGGCAUUCCUGGCGGUGUUCAUACUGAGAUUCACUCGCAGUUUUGGCUUGAUGAUGAUGACAAAAGGAUCCUGUACACAACUGCAGAUUGCACACCUGGCCAAAUCAGUGGUCUCUCUCCUUUGACAAUCAUAGCCAAAAAGAUUGUCUGGUCGACCAUAUAUCCCAGGUCUGGAAAUAAUAUUGAUGGACAUAACUGGAACCUCUUAUAUCAUAUUGUGAAGCAGCAUCCAUUUGACAUCAUUGCUUUGCUCUUCGGUGAGAUAGAUUUGAUUAUUUCAGGUCGCAAUGGCACUAAGGACCUGCUGUUUUAUGCGCCAUAUAUCAUGGGGAUGAUUAUGAGCGCUUUUGAAUAUGACGGGCCUAGAGAAUCCAGGCACAACUCAUACAAGCCCAGGCCUUCCUAUUCCUACAAGCAAAAACGUAAGAACAGAUUUAGUUGUCCCCCAGCACCUGCAGUAGCUGCACCAUUUGAGCCACUUCAGCCAGAGAUUGUGGUCGAUGUUGAUGCAGACAACCACCACCAGUUCGAUGCAGCUGGACAUCAGCCCCAGGGAGAGGCAGUCCAUGGGCAAGCUGAGCAAACCAUCACACAAACAGAUCUUCAGGUUGUGGAGGACGGACUCAGGCCUAUAAGGCACUCACUAGCCGAUGUUUCAGCUCAGCCAGCCGUUGUGAGGCCAAGUCCGUUUGGGAGAUUUCCUUGGUAUCAAAGGGAGAAGUGA
Messenger RNA from Miscanthus lutarioriparius, 2919 nucleotides. NCBI's taxonomy places the organism in Eukaryota, Viridiplantae, Streptophyta, Magnoliopsida, Poales, Poaceae. The record is from the annotation of a GenBank genome assembly.